UCCGCCCCCCACGCCCCUCCACCCCCUACCCCAGCAGCGGGAAUAGGCGGAGCAGCUGUUAUCUGGCUGCUGCCACGGCUGGGGAGGCGGAGAGGGGGCGGGGGCUCUGGGCGCUGCUGUGUCCGGCCAAGCGGCUAGGGAAAGCCGACCAGGAGCCGGAGACAGGGGCAUGGUCCGGGCACCGACGCUCUGAGCCGGGGCUGGCGGCCAACAGCAGCGGCAGCAGCGGCAGCAGCAGCACGUUGGAACUUGGGCCGAAUCGAGCAGCCCCGCGCGCGCCGGGACCAUGGGAUGCUGCACUGGCCGCUGCACGCUUAUUUUCCUCUGCACUUUACAGCUGCUUGCUGCAUUAGAAAGACAAGUAUUUGAUUUCCUGGGAUAUCAAUGGGCUCCCAUCCUGGCCAAUUUCCUUCACAUCAUAAUUGUCAUCCUGGGCCUCUUUGGAACCAUUCAGUAUAGGCCUCGAUACAUUGUGGUGUAUGCAGUGUGGACAGCCAUCUGGGUCACUUGGAACAUCUUCAUUAUCUGUUUUUACUUGGAGGUGGGAGGACUUUCAAAGGACAGUGAGCUUCUGACCUUUAAUAUUUCCCAGCACCAAUCAUGGUGGAGUGAAAAUGGACCAGGAUGUGUCCGGAAGGAAGCCCCAGUGGCCGGGAUCGCAGGCUUGGACAGCCAGUCCUACGUCUCUGUGGUCGGCUGUACUCUGGAGUAUCGCUACAUUGAAGUCAUGCACAGCUCCUUCCAGAUCCUGGUGGCGUUGGUGGGCUUUGUGUACGCCUGUUAUGUGGUCAGUGUCUUCACAGAGGAAGAAGAUAGCUUUGAUUUCAUUGGUGGAUUUGAUCCAUUUCCUCUCUACCAUGUCAAUGAAAAGCCCUCCAACCUAUUGUUCAAGCAGACAUACCUGCCUGCGUAAGUGAAGAAGAGGAUGCUGUACCAGUACUCAGUAAAGAAGGGUCCCUCCCUAUCACAUGGAAACCCUGGUCUGAAGAAUUCAUCCCAUCUUACUCCUUAACACAAUGAAUGUACUACACGUGGCUGGGCCAUUUCUGUUCUGACUCUGAGCAUCCCAGUGAUCUUCAUACCCAUCCCAAGUGUCCUAGGAUCCUGGGCCUUUAACCGGCCUUGUCUCAGGCCUGGAAGGCCUCACCUCCUUCCCCCAACUUCUGCCCAUCUGGGGCCUCCUGGCCCACAGAGAUAGGCGUGGUCACGACCCAGCUGCAGAUGCCUACUCUUUUUGUAAUUUUCUUUAAAAAACAAAAAAACAAAAACAAAAAUCACACAUGUUGUAUGUACUCACAGCUGCUCCCACCCCAAGGCUCAUGUCACAUGGGAUGCUUUUUGCGUCAGUGGAGCAAAACUGGUGAACUUUGUAUGCUGUAAUGAUCCCUCCUGCUACUCCCAGCCUAGGUUUGGCUUUGAGGUACAACAGGUACCCUGGCGUCCAUAAUGAGUUGUUUGUUAUUUUUGUUCCAUGACCGCAGAGCAUUGAGCUCUGAGCUAAAAGUGGAAGAGUUUGUCUAUGGGAAAUGGUUUAAUGAGAGAGAUGGCAAGAGACAGGGGAGGAAUAUGUAUGUAUAUAUAUAUAUAAUAUGUAUGUAUGUACACAUGUUAAUGGGACAUCCUUCAUGAGCCAUGGUCAUUGAGUGAACAAUUAAAUUCAAUAAUCACAGACCA
Molecule: messenger RNA, 1674 nt
Organism: Sarcophilus harrisii (Tasmanian devil)
Lineage: Eukaryota; Metazoa; Chordata; Mammalia; Dasyuromorphia; Dasyuridae
Gene: NKAIN4
Product: sodium/potassium transporting ATPase interacting 4
Exons: 7
Coding region: 287-913 (208 amino acids)
Biological process (GO): regulation of sodium ion transport
Source: RefSeq, a predicted model, not a curated record